AUGUGCGCCGCGGCGACGUGCGACAUCCAUGUGUGUUCCAAGGAGAAGCCGUGUCAGAACGGGGCGACGUGUGUGACGGAUGAGACGGGUGACUACUCCUGCCUCUGCCCCGACGGCUUCCACGGCAACCACUGCCAACUCAGAAUGGGACCGUGCUACAGCACCGGGUCUCCCUGUAAGAACGGCGGUCUGUGUGAGGACCUGGGCGGGUUCUCUCCAGUGCUGACGUGCCGGUGCCUGGCGGGUUUCACCGGACCGCGGUGCGAGACCAACGUGGACGACUGCCAGCUGCAGCCCUGCGCCAACGGCGCCACCUGCGUGGACGGAGUCAACCGCUUCUCCUGCCUGUGCCCGCUGGGCUUCGCCGGGCGCUUCUGCUCCGCCAACCUGGACGACUGCGCCAGCCGGCCGUGCCUGAACGGCGGCCGCUGCCUGGACCGCGUCGACGCCUUCCUGUGCCUGUGCGCCGGCGGCUACUCGGGCACCACCUGCCAGGUGCCACCCCGGAGCCCACCACAGGGGGCGCCAGAGAGCAGCGGCGCCACGGCCAGGCAGGGCACCUGGGGCCGGGGGGGCAACCGCACCCUGUACGCAGGCGAGGGGGGCACGGGGGACGAAGGGGGCAGGGGCGACGGCCGCUUGCUGAAGAUCUCGGUGAAGGAAGUGCUGGCGCAGCCUGGGGGGGCGGGGGGGCUGUCGCAGGCCCAGCUGGUGACGCUCCUGGUGCUGGGGGGGGUGACGCUGGCGGUGGUCGCCCUGACGGGCGCGCUGGUGCUGCGUGGCCACUGGAUGGAACACUGCGCCCCUCGCUGCCGCUGCCACCCGCCCCCGGCCUCCUCUUCAUCAUCGUCAUCAUCGUCACCGUCACCGGCAACCUCCCCGCUCCAGCUGUUUCGUGGUUGCCGAGCAACGCGAGGGAGAGUGCAGGAGACGGGGUCUUCGGCGCCCCCUCCUGAGCAGGAGUGUAAGAUCAGCUUCCUGGAGCCGCCUCCCCCCGACCCCACUGAACCAGAGAAGAAGAAACUCAACACGGAGGUCAUCUAAGCCACACCCCUUCCUCUCUCUACCUCCAAUCACACGCAGUGUGGAACGCCCAGACCUAUCAGAGUGGACUGCCCGCCCCUAUUCCGUGUGAAGCCACACCCCUGGGUACCUAAAGGGGAGGGACAAAUUUGAGCGGACAUUUUGGGCUACCCCUCAGAACUCUCCAGAAUGAUCUGGUUGGUUGAGCAGUCUGAUGUUUCAGCCACACCCACACAGGGCUGUGUUCAACACGUGAAGGGGAAAGGUGUAUGUAACAUCCUCUCUGUCUCAGAACCACACAGAGCUAUGUACAACACGAGAAGGUGAGGGGUGUAUGUAACAUUCUCUCUCAGAACCACACAGAGCUGCGUUCAACAUUUGAAGGGGAAGCAUGACUGUUACAGCAUCUCUUUCAGUCAAAACCAUGCAGAGCUGUGUUCAACACAUUAAGGGAAAGGGUGUAUGUAACAUCCUCUCUCUCAGUCACACACACAGAGCUGCGUUCAACAUGUGAAGGGGAAGGGUGUUUGUAACUGUCUUUUUCUCAGCCAGAACUACACAGAGCUGCGUUCAACACAUUAAGGGGAAAAGUGUUUGUAACGUUGUCUCUCUGUCUCACAGAGUCUCUCUGUGUUGGUGUCUGUAACAGCCUCUCAGAGUAAGAACCACACAGGGCUGUGUUCAACACAUUAAGGGGACGGGUGUCUGUAACAGCCUCUCAGAGUAAGAACCACACAGGGCUGUGUUCAACACAUUAAGGGGACGGGUGUCUGUAAGCCUCUCAGAGUAAGAACCACAUAGGGCUGUGUUCAACACAUUAAGGGGACGGGUGUCUGUAACAGCCUCUCAGAGUAAGAACCACACAGGGCUGUGUUCAACACAUUAAGGGGACGGGUGUUUGUAACAUCCUCUCUCUUAGUAAGAACCACACAGGGCUGUGUUCAACACAUUAAGGGGACGGGUGUUUGUAACAUCCUCUCUCUCAGUCAGAACCACAGGGACAUUCACACGUGAAGAGUGACAGACACACACACACUGACUGAGUGAUACACACACACACACACACACACACACACACACACACACACAGCUACACUUAUAGGGCUCUAUCUUGGCGAUCAGAAACGGAUGGUCAGAGGCGUAAAGUUUAUUGACAUGAAAGACAUGGCCAGACCAUAUUCACUAAUUUAAUGAUUAUGUGGUCAAACGUACCCCACUUACCCCAAUAAUGUUCGAAUGACUAAAUACAAAUCCUAAAAUCCUAAAAGAGGAUAUUUAUCCUGCAGAGGAGUUGCAUACAUCGCGUGACAGUGCGUCUUCAGCUGUGCUUUCGCUAUAGACCAGGGGCCUCAUUUAUAAAAGGGUUGCGUAGAAACCAUCCUUCAUUUGAUUUUAGAUCAUUUCUGAAAUGAUCAUAUGUGUGAUUCAAA
Alosa alosa (allis shad) is the source of this 2453-nucleotide messenger RNA. It is a transcript of the gene dlk2, whose product is annotated as delta-like 2 homolog (Drosophila). NCBI's taxonomy places the organism in Eukaryota, Metazoa, Chordata, Actinopteri, Clupeiformes, Clupeidae. The record is from RefSeq and is a predicted model, not a curated record. Gene Ontology annotation, biological process: establishment or maintenance of epithelial cell apical/basal polarity; heterophilic cell-cell adhesion. Gene Ontology annotation, molecular function: calcium ion binding. Gene Ontology annotation, cellular component: protein-containing complex; plasma membrane. Bases 1 to 1044 code for a protein of 347 amino acids. The transcript has 3 exons.